AUGGCGGACGAUGGCAUCACCAACCUGCUGAUCCGUCGGCAAGAUGUGGACGAUUUCCGCCUCGUGAAUGACUUCACAGCACAUACUCCCAUUCGGAGGUUGAAGCAUGUGAUCGAAGGAAUCUGCGCCAUCCCCACCCCCCACCAGCGGCUCCUGUUCCGCGGUCGUGUGCUGGAGGACCAGCAGCAUCUGGGAGAUUAUGGCGUUGAGUCGGGGUCUGCCAUCCACCUGGUGGUCUACCCCAUCGCCGGCGUCAGCCGCCCCACCUCCCUGGACAUCUUCUCCGGCCUGACCUCCUUCUUCGACUCCGUGGAGUAUGGGGGGUCCAGGAUGCAGGACCUCCCGCCCCUGCCCUUGGCAAGCGCCGGCGACCCCUGGCCCGCCCCCACACCGCGCCAGCUGGCGGCGCAGGAGGGCGAGGCGGGGGCCAUGUGGCAGCGCCACCUGCUGCGCGGCGUGCGGCGCGCGCUGCGCAACGACCGCGCCCACAUGACCGGCCUGGAUCGGGCGCUGCGCCGCGCGCUGCGCCGCGCGGGGAUGCCGGAGGUCCACGACCGGGGGGAGCGGGGGUCCUGGAGCGACGAGGACGGGAGCGACGGCGAGGACAACGAGUGGGAGAGCCUGGGCAGCGAAGAGGACGCGCUGCUGCGGCGCUACCUGGGCCUGUUUGGCACGGGCACGGGCCCCGACAACCCCAGCCACGGCGUGAUGGGGCGCCGGCUGCGCAGCCUGGCGCGCUCCCUACUCCACAUGCACUGCUGCCGGCGCACACCGCCCCCCGUCCUGCAGGCCGACCUCCAGCUGCUGCAGCAACACCUGGCGGUGGUCGGCGCGGCCGCCGCCGAGCUGAUGCGCGUGGCGCAGUGCUACGCGGCCUGGCUGGGCCAGGACAACGCCUGGAUCACGCGUGCCGAGCCCGGCUACAUCGCCGUGCUGGGCACCGACUGGCAGGGGCACGCGUCCAUGCUGGGGUCGGGGGCCCCUUCCGCCGACGGCGCUGGGGGAGGCGGCGGGCUGGGGUCGCUCCUGUCCGGCAUGAUGAACAACCCGGCGCUGAUGCAGAUGGCGGAGUCGCCCGCCGUCCAGCAGAUGAUGGGGCAGAUAUUGGGUGAUGGUGCGAUCGAGGGUGGCCAGCAGGGCCACGUCCUCAGGGGCGCCACCCUCCGCGAGGCCUUCUCCAAUCUGCUGGGCGAGGUGACGGCCGGCGGGGCACCCGGCAGACGGCAGGGCUCGAGAGGAGGGCGGCCAGAGGACGACCUGGACCCAUCCUCUGCCGAGGCUCUGGAAGCUGCCCUCGCCACCGCCCCUCCCGAGCUUGCUCAGACUUGGCGCGGGUGGAUCACGCAGGAUGCCGCCGCCGUCGCGGCCGCAGGCAACCUGGAGGCCCUUGACCAGGAAUACUUCAGGGUCAUGGCGCCUGCGGCCAGGCCCAGCGUGUUUGGCUCAGGAAGCCAGUGA
Auxenochlorella protothecoides is the source of this 1458-nucleotide messenger RNA. RefSeq lists its product as hypothetical. Gene Ontology annotation, molecular function: polyubiquitin modification-dependent protein binding. The record is from RefSeq and is a predicted model, not a curated record. The transcript has 6 exons. Gene Ontology annotation, biological process: ubiquitin-dependent protein catabolic process. Gene Ontology annotation, cellular component: cytosol. NCBI's taxonomy places the organism in Eukaryota, Viridiplantae, Chlorophyta, Trebouxiophyceae, Chlorellales, Chlorellaceae. Bases 1 to 1458 code for a protein of 485 amino acids.